Molecule: messenger RNA, 6392 nt
Organism: Phymastichus coffea
Lineage: Eukaryota; Metazoa; Arthropoda; Insecta; Hymenoptera; Eulophidae
Product: probable G-protein coupled receptor 158
Exons: 12
Coding region: 21-3161 (1046 amino acids)
Biological process (GO): G protein-coupled receptor signaling pathway
Cellular component (GO): membrane
Molecular function (GO): G protein-coupled receptor activity
Source: RefSeq, a predicted model, not a curated record
CCGAGGGCGCCGACAGUGGCAUGGGCCGGCAGCUGGUGCCGCUACUGGUGCUGCUCGCCUCGGGUGCCUGGCUGCUGCUGCUGCUGCUGCUGCUGCUGCCGCCGCCGAGCGGCGCGCAGUCGUCGCUGUCGCGCCACCAGCAGAGCCAGCGGCCGGGCUUCAUCGAGCGCCGCCUGCGCCCGGGCGCCGAGGGCGGCCCGCCGCGCGCCGGCCCCGCCGCCUCCAUCCGGCACUCGCGCUCCCGGGCGCGCAGGCUGCAGCAGCCGCGGCGCGCGAGCAGCUCGGCGUCGCCCGAGCUGCUGCUGCUGCAGCCGGCCGACGAGCAGCUGCAGCUGACCGAGUGGAACCUGAGCGCGGCGGCGCGGCCGCCGGGCACCGGCGAGGAAGGGGCGGCCGGGCGCGCGCCGCCCGACGACGACUACUACUUCGAGCAGGACGCGGCGCUCGGCUACGAGGCCAAUGCCACGGACGACGGCGGCGCCUGGGAGGAGCGCGCGCGGCGCCCGGCCAGCGAGGGCGACAUCGUCACCAAGUUCCUCAAGAUCAUCGAGAACCAGCACUACCUGGGCGCCAACUGCACGGCGGGCACGGACCUGAACCUCGGCGAGGGUGUCGUCGACCAGUACGCGCAGGAGCGCUUCCGGCUGGAGGCCAACCUGGCGGUCAACCGCGCCAACAUGCUCACGCGCCUCUGGAAGUACGCGCCCGAGGUAAUGCAAGCCUCGGAGUACCUGCUGCACGCCAGCGUGCUCAGCAUGGUGGAGUUCGACGAGGACAUCUUCGCCGCGGGCAACUGCUACGACAAGCUGCAGUACCGCGAGCGCUGGCUCUUCUGCCCGUUCGCGCACCGCCUGCAGGACGAGGACGCCGUGCUGGUCAAGGACCUGGCCGUCGAGUACAAGUACCUGAGCAACAGCAGCGAGUGGUUCUACAUCGCGCGCAAGAACGCCGAGCGCCGCAUCGCCAAUUACAACCAGUACCAGUUCAGCCGCGGCUACCACACGUACACGCACAACGAGAGCAGCCACACGGAGCGCACGGAGGACGAGAUUCUGACGGUCCGCUACGAGGACGGACGCUGGUCGAAGCCUUAUUACGAUUGCGGCGGCGGCCACAUCUGGAUGUUGACCUACACCGUACCCUUCUUCGGCUUCGCCAACGACACCUACUACUUCAAAGGGACGAGCGGCAUCGACAUCGAUUUGCGGAGAGUGGACAUAGACCAGUGCCCGCUGCCGCCGGGCUCGAUGCAGCUCAACAUCUUCGCCAACAGCUCCAAGUGCAAGAGCGAAACCACGAAGUGCGAGGCGAUUCCCGGGCUGGGGUUCCGGCGGGGCAGCUACCGCUGCGUGUGCCAGCGCGGUUACUACUUCCCCGACACCAAGUCGAGCAAGCGCUACUACAACGGCACCCUCAUCGAGGAGGAGUACGAGAAGUACAUGCUGGGCGAGGAGAGCCAGUACCCGCUGAGGGGCGCCUUCGAGUGCCUGCCCUGCGCCGAGGGCUGCGAGUCCUGCGAGGACAGCUCGCCUUGCAUCGUGUCCCUCAAUUGGGUCAUGAGGACCGCCCUCCUCAUACUCGAGUGCUGUAUCAUCGCCUGCCUGCCCAUCGUCGUCAUUUUCACCUGGAAGUACGGCAACGUCAAGGUUGUUCGCGCGGCGAGUCCAGUGCUGCUGCGCGUCAUCGUCCUCGGAGCCUUUUUCAUUUACUCCACCACGAUAGUCAUGUAUCCACGGCCGAACGUGAUCACGUGCACGCUGCGCGUCUGGCUGCGAGAGAUAGGAUUCUCGCUGACUUACGGCGCGCUCAUGCUCAAAACCUGGAGGAUAUCGGUGAUAUUCCGCGUGCGCUCGGCCAAGGCUGUCAAGAUAACCGACAUGAAUCUGUUGAAGCGCCUCGGCGUCAUCGUCACGAUAUUCAGCGUGUUCUUGGGUAUACGCACGCUGGUGGCACCGCCCGUAGUCAUCGUCGGCCGCACCGCCGACGACCUCAAAGCUUACCUAUGCCGGACUGAUUGGUGGGACCAUAGUUUUACGAUACUGGAAGUGAUGUUCCUCGUGUGGGGUAUUAGAUUAUGUAUAGUGGUCAGGAAAGCACCCUCGGAAUUCAAUGAAAGUCGUUUUAUAUCAAUGGCAAUUUACAAUGAAUUCCUGUUGUCAGUCUUCCUCAACGUGUCCAUGUUAUUUUUGCAAUCGCCGGCCAAUCCAGACCUGCUCUACAUCAUAUUCUUCUGCCACACCCAGCUGACCGUCACGCUUCUACUCUGCCUGAUUUUCGGUAGCAAGGCGUACGUGGUGUUUCGCGGAGGUGGCAAGGACGACCCCAACGGCAAGCUCGUCGGCACGAGCAAAUUUCUGGGCAAGACUUCCCGCGCCCCAGCGACGAGCAACCAGACCAAUUCCAUGUCGCUGCACCAGGCCAAUCUCACGGAGGACAGCGACGGAAUGAUGGUAAGGCCGCCUUACCGUGGAGCCGAGACCGGCCGACCUACCUUGCCUCUCAAACGCGACUUUCCUGCUCAGGAGGAGUUCCGCAGAUUGUACGCCCAGCUGGACUUACUUAGGGAUAAGAAUGCGCGCUUGGGUAACCGACACAUGGUCGAAAAAAUAGCAGCGAUGAUGGAGGCUGCGAACCGCGUUGACACGCAAGUAUCCACAUUGCACCCUAUAUCUUGGCCUUUGGUAGACAAAGAGAAAACCAAUAGUCUGUCCAAUACACUCACGAGACGGAAAGUAGAGGCGUCGCCGAAUGCGCAGAUCGAGCGGCGGAUAUCCGCUAUCGAGGCGGCGAUCAAAGUCAGCGACCUGGAGAAGAAGAAGGAAGCGGCGCCAGACAAAGCCAAGCGGACGGACGAGGCGAGGACCAAAGAGGCGCUCGCCACUGUUGCCGCCGACGAGGGUGAGGGCAAGGACAAGGACAAGGACAAGGAGGACGCGGCGACCGCCGCCGCCACCGUUGCCGCUAUCACCUCCACCUCCACCGCCACCGCCACCGCCACCGCCACCGCCACCGCCACCACUGCCGAGAUGACGCCGUCGUCGCCAGCCAACCUCGCCAAAGAUCAGGCGAAGGAGCGCGGCAAGUCCGGUCACGCCAGGACUCAUGCGAUUGUCAUUAACCUCGAUGACAAGUCCCGCUUCUCCGAGGAGGUCACCGUUUAGAGAUCUUAAUCAAAGUGUCGCGGCGCGCGAAGAGCCUCGCGUGUACAAUUCUUACGGUUGAGCGUGCUUCGGGCUUUGAGCAUCGGCCGAUAAAUUACGCUCGAGCCGAGAUACGAGUGAGAACACCAAUGUUAGAAUUCAUCAUCACACCCUGCCCACGCCCUUCUCUUGUGCGAGCUACAUCGACGAUGCGUUAUUUUUCAACAGCCGUCGCUUUGCGAAUCACGACGAAUGUGCUCGGUAAUUUUGACGCACGACAGUGAUCGAUACGACACGAUAAUACGUACACUUGGAAAUACCAUUUCGUUCCGGACGUUUUCUUUGCUUCACUGCACUGCGUCGUACUUUUAUUUGACGCGUUGUGCCUUAAUUACUGAGUUUUCGCAGCACUAAUGAUUCCUAGAUUAUAAGACUGCUAUCGCAACUAUAUGACGCUUCAUUCCUAUCGAUAUAGCUAAGCAAAUCAAUCUAUAGGAUGUGUAUGGUCGUACAUCAAUUUUCCUUCGUGAAUUAAUUGAAGCUCCUGCUUUUACUCUGCGACCUGUAUUUUGCUCGCGAAUCAUUAACAAAAAAACCUUUUGCGUUUGACAAGUUCCUAAUUAGUUGAAAGUAAACAGCAUUUCCUGAAUAAGAACUUUGCUCGCGUGGUUAUAUCGUAAAUUUCCAAUAUUUCACCGCUAAAUUAAAUCGAAUAUCGUGUGUUCGCUAGAAAAUGCCAACAGAUUUUUAAUUUUAGUCAAAUUUAAUUAGAAACUACGUGGCAAAUGUUUUCGAACUUGCUUCAAUAUUGUGAAAUAACGUAUCGUCAGAAGUUUGAAUUGCGAUGUCGUUGAAGACAAAAAGUUUAUUGUACAUAGAUGUAAUCGACAAAAAGGAAAACAUCAAGCACCUACGCAUAAAUAAAAAUGUGCGAUUUACUGUUAUUUCCCAUAAAUUACUUAAACUGAAACAUUUUUAAAAGAUAAGAGCUUGCAUUGAGGAGUCCAAUACACUUGCAGAGACGCGCAAAAUGAAAUUCAAUGAACAGACAAUGAUUCGUGAUAUCUGCAUUACUAAUUUAUAAAAACAUGAAAAAUUUAUGCGCAACAACGAAAACAUCAACUUGAAUCCGAACCCGCCUCUUUCCCCCCAUUAAGUUCAUAAUUUACAUUGUUUCAAUUGAGUUACUGAACAAAGUUGCACCGUAAUACCGUUACAAUUGUAUUGGCGACAAUUGUAAAUAACGUGAUAUUUGACAUUUGAUAUUUGAACAAGCUCCACCCCCCACCCAUUUGCUAACUGUUACGUAAUUCAUGUAAUGUUGAUUGUUUCGUGUAUAUAAAAUUCCGAUGAUACACAUACUAAAGCGAAACUCUUGAUAUAAUAACGUUGAUUAAGUUAAGUUUUCUGUAAAUAUAUUGUAAAUACGAAUAAUGUGUAAAUGUGAAAUCGCAUUUAAUUAUUUACGCAUUUGAAUGGAACAAAAUUAGGCAUGAAUCCAAACGUGAUUAACGAUGCAUAUCACGAGCAAAAAGAAAAUUGACCAAUACCUACAUAAAAAAAAGUGUAAUAGCUUGUUAUUUCCAACUGACUAUCCUGCAAUUGAACCGAUCAUGUCGUAAAAAUAAAAUUAUGUAAAUAAGUCGCUUUUAUUCUGUAACAAUCGGAUGUGUUCAUUCAAUUUAUCAAAAAUCAUUUCGAGUAGCGAAAAAUAAACUUUUUAAUAUUUUACAUAAAUAUUUGAAAUGGUUCGUAGUAAUUAAUAUUUAAAGGUGUCUAAAAUAUAACGCCUAACACAGAAUUAAGGUUCAUGAUUUGAAUGGUGCUUUCAGCUGUUAUAUAAGUUGUUGCUGCUGAAAUAAAAAUAAAACAUUAAUUCCUCGAGGAAAUGUACAUAUUUCUAUUGUAUUUCGCGUUUUAAUGUUGUGAUAAUGGAAAGACUUAUGUGAUAUGAGUUUUGCUAAUCGUUAAAAAUCGAUUAACGUCGAGCGGAGAAUUUGAUUUUAUGUAGUUCAUGUGAUACAUAUUUAGAUUAAGAGGAAUAAUGUCACGUUGAAUAUUAUUUAUUUCUGCUUUGAUAAAAAAAUAAAGCAAGUAAUUUUCCUUUUGUCAUUUCGAUAUAAAUGCCUUAUUCACGAAACUUCAAACGAAUUGAUUAAAAAAAACUAUAAAAGAUACAGGUGACUAAUAAUGAACAAAGAAAUUGUAUAGGAAAUGACUAAAGCAAUUGUAAUUGAAAAGUAAUAGAAAACGAACGUUGACGCUAAUCAAAUUGUAGAUCCGUUAAGUCUAUGCCACACCUUUGUACUAAAGCAAUGAUAACACUUUCAACAGCAGGCUUGAAGUGAGUAAGGAACCACGUCAGUGUCUGCGGUGAUACCAAAAAUAUUGCGAUUGCGCUGACGACGGCUGGAGCAAAAAGCAGGCAGAUGAUCUAAACGGGUAGAAAAACCUUCGUCAGUCAUAUGGGCUCGGAAAAUGUGACAUUAAAUGCGAGUGUUAUACAAUGUCGUUUUAUCUUUGUUUGUAAUAUAUGUGUAAAUAAUAAAAGAAAAACAAAAUGUCUUUUAUCCCACACGACUUAUACGAGACGUUGAAUGUUUUCAUUCAGAAACGCAUGAAAAUUAUAAAUUUCAUGUUAUGUGUUAGUUAAAAAUCUAGAUCGUAAAUAAUAACGAAUAUAACAACUGCAUAAUACAUUACACAUUGAAUCCGAGAUAUCAUUGAGAAAUAUGUCAGCUCCAAAAAAAGUUUUUAUCAAAAAUAUCUUCCAUUAUUCAAGUGGAUCUCCAAUUAAUAACCCAUUACGAACUUUUCCAAGUACCAUUUCUUGAUAUUCACUUCCGAAAUAAAAGUUUUCUAUCUUCGAAACUCAAAACUUUCAUUUAACCUUACUACUCAGCAAUACGGGUACAAUGAAAAUACUUUAUCUUACAUGCCAUAUCCAAGUUACAACCAUCCAUCCUAUGAGAACUGUUGCCGCUGUCUUCAAAUAAGUUAUAAACUCAGUGGCAUCGAUGAUUUUCUCGCAACUGGACGAAUAAUAACUCCCCAUUUUCAAGCGAUUUCCGAGUUUGCACUUUUUUUAAUAAUUAUAUCUUUGUUGAGUUGUUGAUUUUUAAUUUUCAUGUGUUAUGCGAAACCAAACGAAAAUUAGAAUAAUUCAUUGCAAUAGUAGGAAUUUUUUACUUGUUACUUGCUAAUUUAGUAUGUGAAUUUGGAAAAAUUUUAGUAUGUAAAUAAAAAUAAAAA